UGGUACCUAUAUUGUGAAGAACCUACAGGAGGUCAAAACUAUUUCCGGUCUGCGCUAGCUUCACAAUGAUGCGCAGUUUGUAAAUGUCCGAGGUGGGAGGCGUCGUUUUUUUUCUGAUAUAAAACAUAAUCGCAGAAGAUGAAGAAGCCUCAAGAAGCUAUGAGGCCUUCGCUCCUCAUGACUUUGGUCGUUGUACUCAGCCUCCUGGUUCCGCUUCGCAGUCAGCCGGCCAUUGACAGGCCGGUUCAGGAUCUGAUCAACAAACACUCGGACUUCUCUACUCGGUUGUAUCGUGCACUUGCCAGCCGCACAGACAACAACAUCCUCUUGUCCACAGUCUCAGUAUCACACGGCCUGUCAGCGUUGCUCGGCGCUACGGGUGGGUCGAGCCAGGACCAGUUACAGCAGGUGCUUGGUUUUGCCGGACUGGAUCUUCAAAGCUUCCCAGAACUAUUUCAAUCGAUGAAAACAGUUCUGCUUGGGGGCGGGGCCCUUAACUUGAAACAGGGUGUGGCCCUAUUCCCCGACCUGAGCAUCCAGGUGUCAACGUCAUACCUGGACCUGGUUCAAACCAAGUACGGGGAGACUGUUAAGAGCCUGGCCUAUUCAACGCCGCAGGAAGCUGCUGACACAAUCAACAACUGGGUCCAGCAGCAGACCGGGGACCAGGUGCAGGAUUUGGUGGCUGACCUUGACCCCCAGACGCAGCUGAUGCUUGCAACUGCCACCCUUUACCAAGGUCGGUUAAGUCAGGCCUUCAACGCCAGCGUCACUCAGGAUGAACGUUUCUUUGUGGACAAGUACCACGUGGUCAUGGUUCCAAUGAUGAUCAGGGCAGACAAAUACUACCUGGCGUACGAUCGUUUGCUCAAAGUGGGUGUGUUGAAGCUGCCAAUGGUAGACGGAGCAGCCAUGUUGGUUGUGCUGCCUGAUGACAAUGUGGACAUCAAUGCAGUGGAAGAGGAAGUGACAGCAGAAAAAAUCCAGUCCUGGAUUCGGCAGCUGAAGAAGACGAAGUUGGAGGUGCAGUUGCCACGUUUCCUGUUGGACAGUUCCUACUCUCUGCGGGAUGUUCUGCAGACUCUGGGGAUGGUCCAAGUGUUCCAGGAUGACGCAGACCUGAGCAACAUGGGUGCCGCUAAAGGCACCAAACUCUCGCAGGUGUUUCAUAAAGCCAUCCUGUCAGUUAACGAGAGUGGUGGUAAUGAUACAUCUGAAGGCGGAUCCCAAGCCUUCUCCACCCCGCCUCCUCGACUUACCAUCAACAGACCCUUCAUCUUUGUUGUGUACCAUCAGACCAGCGGUGGCGUGCUCCUAAUUGGUCGCAUACUUGAUCCCACCAAAAAAUAAAAGUGCUGACAAGGCAAUUUAGAGGCAUCGAGUAUGCUGCAGUACCAAAAGUGUCCAGGCUGUGUGUGCUGCAUGUAUCUGGGGAUUCUAUACAGACGCCACUCUACUUACAAACACUGGCGUUACAAAUAUUCGGUCACUUUUUCUUCACAAUGCGUCCACGCAUCCAAAUUUUGAGUUGUGUGCCUUAAGCGUAUUACAACAUUUGGCCGAAAACUAACUGCUGCAAAUCCUCACAGCGAAAAAAACAACAACAUGCAAACAAAAAAAGCAAGAGAACAACAGCAAAGGAAUAGUGAUAUACAAAUAGUAACAUUAGAAAAUGACAAAACUUUACAAACAUGGAACGUGCGUAAGUCGGGUCGCGUCUGUAGUGACCACUUUAUUAGGAACAUUUAUACUCUAUAAUCAACACCUGUGCAUGAGUUGACCUUUCACCAGUUGUAGUUUUUCCCAUUGUGCUUGUUAAAUGUGAUUACAUAAUGACUUAAUUUCAACGUAAAGGAAAUGCUGAAAAUGUUCAUUGAAAGGAAGCAGAACUAGUAAUCUUUAAAAAAAAAAAAAAGAUUCCUUUUAAGCAAAUGUAGAAAUGAUGGUGAACUUCCCUCAGCUUGAACGUAAACAGAAAACUCAUGUUCCUGUCAUUAUUUACACAAAUAAACAAUAAUUAUAUCAUGA
This is a messenger RNA of Nerophis ophidion (straightnose pipefish), 2028 nucleotides long. It is a transcript of the gene serpina10a, whose product is annotated as serpin peptidase inhibitor, clade A (alpha-1 antiproteinase, antitrypsin), member 10a. The transcript is spliced from 6 exons. Gene Ontology annotation, biological process: blood coagulation; negative regulation of endopeptidase activity. The record is from RefSeq and is a predicted model, not a curated record. Gene Ontology annotation, molecular function: serine-type endopeptidase inhibitor activity. The coding region runs from base 139 to 1350 and encodes 403 amino acids. NCBI's taxonomy places the organism in Eukaryota, Metazoa, Chordata, Actinopteri, Syngnathiformes, Syngnathidae.